AUGGGUUCACACAACACCUUCAACAUGCGACUUAUACAGUUCUUUGACAACGGUGAUUACUGCCUUACGAGUCGCCCUUCAGAGAUCUCUCCAGAGCCUCUAGAUGACAAGCCAUUUUAUGGCAUCCUUUCGCACAGAUGGGGUCCUGCCGGAGACGAGAUCACGUAUCAAGAACUGAUGGAUGGUAAACGCAGAUCUAUACGCGAAAGCGACCUUGCGCGUGUUGGAUUUCGCAAGCUUCAAUUCUGCCAGCAGCGGGCUGCCAAGGAAGGCCUUCGUUACUUCUGGAUAGACACAUGCUGCAUCAACAAACAAGAUCAGUCUGAGCUGUCGUAUGCACUAAACUCAAUGUUCCACUGGUACAAACAAGCACUUCGAUGCUACGUCUACAUGAGCGAUGUCGCAUGCACAACAGGUGGAGAAGCUAUUCAAAAUAUGACAUUCGAAAACAGUCAGUGGUUCAAACGUGGUUGGACACUGCAAGAGUUGAUAGCGCGAACGUCCGUUGUGUUUUACUCUCGCGAGGGGACGUAUAUUGGUAGCAAGAGAAGUCUUGAGAAGGAAAUCCAUCAAAUCACCAAGAUCCCCGUCAAAGCCCUCCGAGACAGCAGCUCCUUGAGCACCUUCAGUGCAGAAGAACGCUUCAGAUGGACGCACGGUCGAAAAACAACACGGCCGGAAGACACGGCAUACUGUCUACUUGGCAUCUACGACGUCUGGAUGACGCCCAUAUAUGCCGACGGAGACUGGGAAACGCUGAAAAGCAGGGCGAUCGAGGGGCUGAAGAGCGAGAUCAAGGAUAAGAGAGGGAAAGAGGAAGUCGUCGUCAUUGGUGGUGCGUCAUGGAGUGAUUUGUCCGCCAUUAGCGACCACAGACUACCGGAGCUGGAUCAGGAUAUUCCAAGGGUAUUCUCCAACGACAAGUCACCUUACCCAGACGUCGACCAAUGCAGGCCGGAAGAUGAGAGAAAUGCUUGGUAA
Molecule: messenger RNA, 981 nt
Organism: Alternaria postmessia
Lineage: Eukaryota; Fungi; Ascomycota; Dothideomycetes; Pleosporales; Pleosporaceae
Exons: 3
Coding region: 1-981 (326 amino acids)
Source: RefSeq, a predicted model, not a curated record